Molecule: messenger RNA, 447 nt
Organism: Magnusiomyces paraingens
Lineage: Eukaryota; Fungi; Ascomycota; Dipodascomycetes; Dipodascales; Dipodascaceae
Exons: 1
Coding region: 1-447 (148 amino acids)
Source: RefSeq, a predicted model, not a curated record
AUGAUUACGUUUGGAAGAUUAUUUGUUGCACUCUGCAUUGUUGCCUGCCUUACCGAUAAAGCUUUAGGUGGUACUAUUCUUUUUCUUAACCUUAUUGCUCUUUUGAUUCGUAUUGUCAGUGACUUGGAAGCUGGCAGAGAACCCUCAAUUAAGCAACUCGAGUCUGAUUUUGUUCCAUCUUUCGAGUACAUCACCCAUUUUAACGACCCGGAAAGCGUAGACAACUUCGAAGACAACAGCGAUAUCAUUAAACCCAUCUCAACUGCUAGCUCGGAAAGCAGCUAUAGCCAGUGCUCUGUUAGCGAAAAUUUUCGCGAGAAUCUUGGUUCUGAAUCUGAAAACGAAUACCGUCAAGAUGUUACCGAGGAUUCAUCUUUCAUUGAAGGCAAGGAUUUACAUAGCGAACCAAGAAAUGGAUUACAUAUUGCGUCUGACCCUGUUUCAUGA